AUGGGAACUCUUCUGGUAGCCAAUAUGGCCCCAGAAGGGCUGGACGUCUCCCACGCCAAAAAGCUUCAUCCAUUCUUUGUCCCUGGAAAGACCGUCGACGCCCCGAGACCCGAUUUGAGUACCGAUGAUCAGUCUCACAGUGUCGAAGAAAUAGCCCUGAGGAGCAAAGCCGUUCGAUCUAGAAAGCAGGCACGCGCAUCCCAGCAACCAUCGAGCGAUGUUGAGCCACAGUCGUCAGACAUAGGCGAGGACGAACAGGGUCGCAAGAGGCAAAAGACUGAUGCUAGUAACGCUCCUAGCUCUGGGAAGAAAAGAGGGCGACCCAGAAAGAAGCCAAACAUCCCAUCCGUUGAUAUAACGAACCUCUUUUCUCAGGUUAACGGCGUACCGUCGACUUCGCUUGCCAACGAAACACCACAAGCGCUUCUCCCCUUACCGAUGCCAAUCGACGUGGCUACCCGCCCAUUAAACCAGGCUCCGGUUUCUCUUUUGAACAUGAUUAAUGGCCCUUCAAAUACGGUUCCGAGUGCGGCGAGUGAAGCUCCUAGUGCUGGACAGGAACUCAGAAAGCCUACAAAGGUGCUCAAAUUCAACCCAAAGACCGGCACAAUUGGAUCGCCUCCAAAGCCGAAGCCAAGCGCUGCAGAGACAUCCAAAGGCGCAAAGUCAUCCAAGUCGCCAUCCAUGCCUUCUCGCGUCGUGACCAUCAAGUACGGAAUUGAUGCGGCGUCACGCGAACGCAUUGGCCCGAAAAUCGAGCAUAUCCUCUCGCAUCCUCCAAAACUUGACACAACUCCAACGAAAAUAACCCCCAGGAAGCCUCGUGCGAAGGCUCCCAAAUCGGAUCAGGACAAAUCGAAGACGAAGGAAACUCAUCCCCUGUUUCUCGGCAAAUCAAAGAAGGCUGCGAAGCCGGCGGACACGCUUUCCGCUGACCCCAAGCCACCUAGAGCCACUAUCUUCUCAUCAACCCCAUGCUCUCCUAGAAAGCAACGACCAGUCCCAAUAGCUGGCAAGGUGCAGCUUCCACAAUUCGGUGUUCGAUCUAUGGGUCUCAGGGUUCCUGGCGCCCGCCAUCCCGCAUGGCCAGCCCAAGGAAUGGCACAUGUCAGGGGGCUAACCGAUGAGAAAGAGCGCCUCCCAGUUGCCAAAGACACGCAGGUUUCGUCGCGAAAGUCAAAGGGUCAGACUACGAAUAUCUACCCCGGAGAAUCUGUCAUAGACCAGCUUGCCAAGUCAUUAAAUACCCUGAGUAUCAAGAAAUCCGUCCAGGAGGCAAUAGACGACUACGAGCCACCACCUGCAGAGCUCCGCCUUCCUGAGAAGCACUUUGAAAGCGGUCGCAAGCUUCGACAAAGGAUCAAGCGAGAGCUCCGGUCUGUACUGCCGGUUAUGACGAGCGCAGACAGCGAGGAUGAGUUGCUCACUGCGUCCAGUCGCAAACCCCAUCCUGCAGUUGCUCGCCUUUACAACAUGCUGGAAACCAAUCUCUCAGCUUUUGACAAGUCGCAAUGUGAGGAGCUUCCAUGGGCACAAAAAUACGCACCAAUCUGCGGAGAAGAGAUCCUUCAGUUUCAAGAAGGCGCUCUGUUGAAGGAGUGGCUGCAGACCUUGACCGUGCAAUCAGUCAACACAGGCGUCCUUACUGCAGAGCAGAAGGCCUCCGGUACGAAGCCUGGUUCGGCGACAAAGAAGAAGCGAAAGCGCGCAAAGCUAGAUGGAUUCGUCGUUUCAGAUGGUGAUGAAGCAGACUUCCUACCUGCCGUCUCGGACGACGAGGAUGAAUGGCUGCCGACACCUGUUCAUUGUGGUCCCAAGAAGACGGUAGUCCGCCGAGAUAUUGCCAAGGAUGCAAGUCGGCUUACCAAUGCAGUCGUUCUUAGUGGACCUCAUGGCAGUGGCAAGACGGCUGCUGUCUAUGCCGUUGCAAAGGAGCUUGGCUUCGAGGUUUUUGAGAUCAACGCCAGCAGUCGCCGCAACGGCAAGGAUGUCAUGGAGAGGAUUGGAGACAUGACGCAAAAUCACCUUGUUCAGCACAACCGCCAAGGCGGCAAGGGUGACGUUGGGGACAACGCCGAUGACAACACAGCGAAGGACAUCAAGUCUGGCAAGCAGGGCACCAUGACCUCGUUUUUCAAGCUGAAGGCGGCAUCCAAACCAGAGGCGGCACCCCUGCCCAAGGCGAUCGACCAGCCGUCCGAGGCACCCAAGUCAGCAAAAGCAAAGGUCCAGAACCAAAAGCAGUCGUUAAUUCUCCUUGAAGAGGUCGAUCUCCUCUACGAAGAGGACAAGCAGUUUUGGGCGACUAUCAUGAACCUAGUUGCGCAGUCCAAGAGACCAUUUGUAAUGACUUGCAACGACGAGACUCUCGUUCCAUUCCACAAUUUCAUGCUGUAUGGUAUCCUCCGCUUCACACCACCACCAGCACUCUUGGCGGUCGAUGUACUUUUGCUCGUUGCAGCCAACGAAGGCCAUGCUCUUAGUCGAGCAGCGGUGAGCGCGCUCUAUGAAUCAAAGGGUAAUGACCUCCGAGCAUCUUUGAUGGAGCUCAACUACUGGUGUCAGCUUGGAGUCGGCGACCGUCGAGGCGGCUUUGACUGGUUCUACCCGCGAUGGCCAACAGGCUGCGACAAAGACGAGAACGGUGAUGUCGUGCGUGUGGUCAGCGAGGGAACAUAUUUGGAGGGCAUGGGAUGGAUCAGCCGUGACCGAGCAGUGGUUCCCAGCGCGCGCGCUGCUGAAGAAGAGUUGGAACCCCUCGAUCCUACGCAACCAGACCUUCCUAUCAAAACACGCGACGACCUCGUUUUGGGUCGGCGCCUGCUCGAAGCCCCAUUUCAAAUCGAUUACACCUUAACAGCCACCACCAUCGCCACUGGUCUCAAAUGCGCCGCUCGACAGCUUCUCCAAACCGUGCCCUUACGAGACGGCACGGUAGCCAAGUUGGAUUGUUUUCGAGAGAACAGCGCAAUCCGUCAGAUGGGACAGUUCUUCGCCACUCCUCCCAGGGAAGAGGUCAUCAACCGCUAUGAUAUGGCCACGGCUUUCGAUCCUAUCGCUGUCUCAGAGAAGGCAGCGGCCACAGUAUCCACCAGUCUCGAGCCAUCGGUUUUUGACCGCACUAUGCGCAUGAUUACUGUCGAAGUAGCGCCGUUUGUGCGCAGCAUUAUCAGCUAUGACCAUCGCCUCAUGCAGAAUCGUAUGCAGCGAAGCGGUCUACUGAGUGAAGGCGGCAGGCCAGGUAAAAGAAUGCGUAGUACUCGUGCCGCCUAUUCGGCAUUGGAGGGUGUGGCGCGCGGCAACAUGCGCAAGGAGAACUACUUUGUCGCUGAUAUCAGCACAACCCUGGUCAUGCGGACUGCGGGAGAAGGCUGGCAAGCCGCUGUGGAUGAGGUUAUGAGCUCGAUGGAGCAACCGCCAAGUCCGGUGGCUCAAAGCGAGCCUUCCGUGGAAGAAGACAACACUCUUGUGUCGACUGCCACGGAAUAG
Colletotrichum orchidophilum is the source of this 3489-nucleotide messenger RNA. Its product is annotated as ATPase. Gene Ontology annotation, cellular component: nucleus. Gene Ontology annotation, molecular function: ATP hydrolysis activity; ATP binding; DNA binding. Lineage: Eukaryota; Fungi; Ascomycota; Sordariomycetes; Glomerellales; Glomerellaceae. The coding region runs from base 1 to 3489 and encodes 1162 amino acids. The transcript is spliced from 2 exons. The record is from RefSeq and is a predicted model, not a curated record.